Molecule: messenger RNA, 639 nt
Organism: Ipomoea nil (Japanese morning glory)
Lineage: Eukaryota; Viridiplantae; Streptophyta; Magnoliopsida; Solanales; Convolvulaceae
Product: protein qua-1-like
Exons: 1
Coding region: 1-639 (212 amino acids)
Source: RefSeq, a predicted model, not a curated record
AUGGCGCGCGAGGGGGAAACGAGAGAGGGAGAGAGGGACGCGGCAAACGGAGAAGGGAAGGAGAGAGGGAGGCCGCAAAGGAGAACCCAGGGAGGGGGAAAAGGAAGGGGAAAAGGGAUGCGGGGGGCCACAGGGGGGGGAAGGAGGAGGGGCCUCCCGGGGGAUACUAAGAACGCGGCAAACGGGGAGAAGGGCGAGAGCACAAAGGCGCAUGGGCGCGGGGGCGGAGGAGGGCGGGCAAAGCAAAGGCCAAGGAGAAACGGAGGAAAGGCGCGGGGAAGGGAAAAGAAAAAAAGGGGCAAGGGGGCGAACCAGAUGCAACGGGCGGCCCAAGGGGGGAACCGGGAGGGAAACUGGCGCCCCGGCGCAAGGAGUGGGCGAUCGCCGGCCCGACGGGCGGACGGGGAGGGGACGAAGGAAACCACAAGGAUAAACAGCGGAAGCGUGGACGGGAGAGGGAGGGAAGGGCCGGAGCAGAGGAAAGAAAAGGGAACUCAGGCAGGAGUGGAUGGAGCCACAUCGCACGGGCGGAAAAGGAUAGCCAGAAAUCGGGGCGACCCGGGCGGCGGAGAUGCAGCAACGGCGAAAGGCACAGCAGCGGGCGGUGAUAACCGGACGGGAAUGAGAAGGGGAAAAUAG